Haliaeetus leucocephalus (bald eagle) is the source of this 4614-nucleotide messenger RNA. It is a transcript of the gene SH2B3, whose product is annotated as SH2B adaptor protein 3. Gene Ontology annotation, molecular function: transmembrane receptor protein tyrosine kinase adaptor activity. NCBI's taxonomy places the organism in Eukaryota, Metazoa, Chordata, Aves, Accipitriformes, Accipitridae. Gene Ontology annotation, cellular component: plasma membrane. The record is from RefSeq and is a predicted model, not a curated record. The transcript is spliced from 8 exons. The coding region runs from base 503 to 2419 and encodes 638 amino acids. Gene Ontology annotation, biological process: intracellular signal transduction.
CGGGCACGCCGGGGCUGCUGCACACCGGCCGUGGGUGCUGUCAGAUUGGCCUCGCAGCAAAAUCUGCUCGGGGCAGAGAUACGGCGUGGUUUGCCAGAGCCCGACUGCCCCUCAGUCCCACAGGCAGCAGAGCAUCCCCCCAGGGACACGUGCUCAUCCCUGGCUGUGUCGGCGGCUGCGUCUCCCCGGGGCCGGUGGGGCUGGGUGGGUCUGGCAAGCGAGGCAGCUCUGUCCCUGGAUUUCUGCAGCUUUUCAUGUUGUUUCCUCCCUUCCCGCCCGCACUCCAGCUUUAUCAGCUCUGUUGAAAUAGGUCCCUGGAGGGAAACCCAUCGGCGCUGCGAAGCCUUGGCAGGAGGAGAGCGGAUACGGCCUGGCCGGGCGUCCCUGCGGGGCGGCGGGCAGCUGCAGGCAGCUGUGCUGGCAGGAAGCCGUGCAGACGCCCCGCUCUGGGACCUGCCUGCACCCCACCUCGCAGCGCGGCCGCCUCGCUGGAGCCACGGCAAUGAAUGGGCACGCUCUGCCAGCCGGCACGCCAGCGCAUCCCCGGGGCUGGCAUGAGUUCUGUGAGCUGCACGCCAUCAGCACCGCCAAGGAGCUGGCGCGGCACUACCUGCGCUUUGCCACCGAGCACCCGCACCAUGACCUCCUGGCCGCUGAGAACUUCUCGGUGCAGUUCACCGACCUCUUCCAGCAGUACUUCUGCCAUGAGGUGAAGGAGGGCUUUGCCAUGAACCAGCUCCGCAUCCUGCCCACCGGCCCGGCGCGGGAUUACCGGGAGACGCACCGGCGGCACACGGAUGCCUCCCUGGGCACAGUGGUCGCCAAAGCCGAGGUGGAGCCCAGCGCCCGCCCGGAGCAGCCCGGCCGAGCCCCUGAGGCCGCCUCGACGGGGCUGCGCAAGUCCUGGAGCUCAGAGGAGCUGGCGGGGCCGGCGCGGCGGCCCUUCUCGCUCAGCCAGCUGCGCAGGAGCUGGCGCAGCCUCUUCCGACGCCGUUCCUCAGAUGCCCUCCCCGGGGAUGGGGACGGGGAGGCCGCGGCAGAGGCUGCUUUUAAGCCGGGACUGAGCAAGCGCAUCCUGCCAUGGGGGCUGUCGAGGGACCAGGCCCCCGAGGUGCGCAAAGAGGGGGUCCUCAAGUACGGGCUGCUGGAUGAGACCUUCCUGGACAGCGGGACGCGCUGGCAGCGCUGCCGCCUGGUUCUGCGGCGAGCGGGGACACCUGACGGUGAGGAGUACGUGCUGGAGCUUUUUGACCCGCCAAAGGGCUCCAAGCCGAAGCUUCAUGCCGCCUGCUCUGCCAUCCAGGAGGUGCGGAGGUGCACGCGCCUCGAGAUGCCUGACAACCUCCACACCUUCGUCCUCAAGGUCACCAAUGCCACCGACAUCCUGUUUGAGGCGGGGGACGAGCAGCAGCUCAGCUCCUGGACGGCCGAGAUCCGAGAGUGUGUGCGCAGGGGGUCCGACACGGGUGACCCCGAGCUCCUGGCGUGCCGGCACCUUGACCCCGCGGCCGCCAGCCCCACCACCAGCACUGACACCCUUGGCCAAGGGGCAACGCCGGGGGGCCCGGGGGAGGCGGCAGGGCUGAAGAUGGAGCAGUUCCUCUCCUCCUGCCCCUGGUUCCACGGGCCCAUCUCCCGCGUGAAGGCGGCUCAGCUGGUGCAGCUGGGGGGGCUGGAGGGACACGGUGUCUUCCUGGUGCGGCAGAGCGAGACGCGCCGUGGCGAGUACGUGCUCACCUUCAACUUCCAGGGCAGAGCAAAGCAAGGGAGCCGGUGGAAGGGUAACAGGUCCGUGCCCCUUCCCGCAGCACCUGCGGCUGGCGCUGACGGAGCGGGGCCAGUGCCGUGUCCAACACCUCCGCUUCUCCUCCAUCGUGGAGAUGCUGCACCACUUCCAUCGCUACCCCAUCCCGCUGGAGUGCGGGACAGCCUGCGACGUCCGUCUGUCCAGCUACGUCGUCGUCCUGCCCCAGCCGCAAGCUCCCAGCUCCGGCAGCAUGGUCCCUCUCCCCCUGCCCGUCCCUGGCUGGAGCCCCGAAUUCAGCCUCGCCCCCGCUGGCUCCUCCUGCCCCCGCGGCCCCGACGAGACACCCCCAGGUCCCCCACCGGAGCAGAUCUUCCACCUGGUGCCGCCGCCGGCCGAGCUGGCGCAGAGCCUGCGCCCGAGCAGGGCAGCCAUGGUCCCCGGCCCCCGGCCCCGCGAUUCGGACUACGAGGUGGAGGCACCAGGACGGGGCCACGUCCGCGCCAUCGACAACCAGUACACGCCGCUCUGACGGCCACCGUGCCGGCACUGGGGUGCACUUUUGGGUGGAGAAAUCCUAGAGACCUUCCAGGUAUCCCAUCGAGAGAAAGAAUGUACCUAGUUUCUUCCUUCUGGUUAGGGAUGAUUAUUGUAUUUUUGCAAGGAAGGGGGUAAUUUUUCACUCCAGUACGGGUGUGCUCCCUCUCUUUGGCCUGUUAAAGGGCCUUUUAUUUUUAUUUUUGUUGUUAUUAUCGAAGCUUUCUUGUUACUGUUUACACACACCACUCGUGCCUGCGUCCCUGUGUGCCGAGCAUCGCACCGUCGGGCUCGGUCUCCCGCCUGUCCCUGGCACGACAGUGCCCAGUGAAGGAACCGGGGUCUUGCGUUACACCAAUAUAAUUGGAGAAAGGAAAAAAAAAAAGGAAAGAAAAAAAAGAAGAAAAAAAAAAGGUGGAUUAUAAAUUCAUCGACCAGUUGCUGCUCCGGGCCGCACAGGAGAAGACGAGCCCCAUCCUCCCAUGCCAGCACAUGAUGCUGUUGCCAAACCCACCAGCAAACUCUGACCUGCUGGAGCUGAGCUCCUGCAUCAGGUGAAGAUGAUGAUCGUGAUCAGAGUUUGGGCUUUAUUUUUAGAUAAGGCAAAACCUGGCUUUUCUUGCUCUUCUUUUUUAACCCAGCACAGUUGCAGUCACUCCUUGCACCAGCCAGAGAAAUACUUACACCAUUAGCCUUGCUAAUUAAGAUGUGAACACUAACUGCUCCAUCACUAAUAAUGUCACUAGCUGAGAACUAACAUGGAGACUGACAGCAAACCACUCCUCCCGGUGAUGGAGGCAUUUUAUCCCAGUGAUGGAAGUGUUUUAUCCCGGUGAUGGAGACAUUUUAUCCUGGUGAUGGAGGCAUUUUAGGCACAAAUCUAAAGUGAGUUUUCCCCCCCAGAAUAUUUUUUUACCUCGCCAGCACAGGCAACUGCCCACCCCGCUCUCACCUGCCUUUUUUCCCCCAUAAAACACUGCGUAACCAAGAGUUUGGCGAUAUUUAAAGCUAUGCAACUGCCUCUUGCCUGGAGUAGAAGCCUCUCCCAGCCAACCCCCCCAAAGCCCACAGAGGGGCUGCACCCCCUGACGUGCCUUAGACGAAGGAGGCCGGUGGUCGCCAUCUCGACGGCUGUAAUUACACACACGGCAGGCACUUUAACCUAUUCGCCUGUGUGCAUCUUGCCCUAGGAGCACUGAUUGCUUGCACAGUGAGCUGCACGCCAAGCGAGACGUAGGCACUGCCAUAGCUACCGCAGGAACAACCGCACAUCCAGCAAAUCCCCAGGGCUCAAUGUCCCCCCCAAAUCCCCGGCAAAGGCACCCGCACAAGGAGAGCAGCUCCGGAGCCAGGAGUGUGGCCGUGCCCCAGCCUCCGCUGCUGUUUUCAGGUUCUGCAACUGUCGGUGCCGCCGAGCCCCAGUGCCGCUUUACCUGCCAGUGCCUGGGGCAGCCGGUGCGGCCGCGCCGAGAGAGGAACUGCUUCUUAGAAGCUGACGUUAUUUUAAGAAUAAGGAAGGGGCUGGAGCCGUUGCAACACGCAGGAGAGGAUGUUCGCAGCAUUCAACUUCCAGAUUUCUCACCACAGCCCGUGCGGCACUCCCCAGGAUUUCGGAUGCAAAACUUGCCUUAAAAUUGCCUUACAGGAAAGCCUUUUAUUUUUAUAUUUAUUUUCCCUGAAAUUGCAAUAGAGGUGGGAGCCAUCUGGAGCAUUAACAUUUAGGAAUUAAUUUGAAAGCAAGCAAACAAAAAGCCUUGUGGGGCCAAAUUAAGGAGUUUGCAAAAAUCCAGCCUCUAGACAGGGCUUUGCUGUUAAGCCAGCGCAUGGUGAGCCCCGUUGGUAGUCAAAGCCCAAGGAGCCAAGCUCUGCUUAAGGUCAGCAUGAAGGGCAAGAUCACGGCGCUGUUGUGCUGGGCUGGGCCAGAAAGGGCAGAUGUAGCGCAGGCAGGAGCCAGGACCAGGCAGGGCCAAAACAGCCGGGGCCAAACGCAGUGGCUGUGAGAGCAAAUCUGGUUUUAUAAGUAGUAGUCAAAGGAUGAGGGCAGGGAGAAACUGGAUACCAUCAACUGAAGAAAUCACUUAGGAUUUGCAUUUUAUGCCUCCCCAUCUCUUGCUCCAGCCCUCUCUUGAGCUGUCUUCGUACAUUCAGAGCAGGCAAGGUCUUUUUUCUCCUUUCCUCUGCUUAAAAUGACUUGGAAAUGGGCACACGGGGAGCAAUCCUGUAUUUCAGCAGGGAGCAGCGUUUCCCGGUGCUUAGCACACACCGUUGCAUGCUCACUCUUGAAACAGGAGCAAAUUGCACUGGCCGGCCACACCUCCAGCACUGCCAAACCC